This is a messenger RNA of Orcinus orca (killer whale), 1722 nucleotides long. It is a transcript of the gene ARFRP1, whose product is annotated as ADP ribosylation factor related protein 1. Gene Ontology annotation, molecular function: GTPase activity; GTP binding. The coding region runs from base 156 to 761 and encodes 201 amino acids. The transcript has 8 exons. The record is from RefSeq and is a predicted model, not a curated record. Gene Ontology annotation, biological process: intracellular protein transport; Golgi to plasma membrane protein transport; protein localization to organelle. Lineage: Eukaryota; Metazoa; Chordata; Mammalia; Artiodactyla; Delphinidae. Gene Ontology annotation, cellular component: Golgi apparatus.
CUCCGCCCCUCCCCGGGUGGCCAGCCGGCGUCCCGUUGGGCGCCACGCGGGGUCAGCGCGGGGUCAGCGUGGGGUCAGAGGGCCAGGCGCGCUGCGGUUCCGCCGGCUCUUCGGCUCCCCGGCUCCGCGGCCCGGCCGGGCGGGCGCAAGGCAGGAUGUACACGCUGCUGUCAGGCCUGUACAAGUACAUGUUCCAGAAGGAUGAGUACUGCAUUCUGAUCUUGGGUCUGGACAACGCCGGGAAGACGACCUUCUUGGAGCAGUCAAAGACCCGGUUCAACAAGAACUACAAGGGGAUGAGUCUGUCCAAAAUCACUACCACUGUGGGCCUAAACAUCGGCACUGUGGACUUUGGAAAGGCCCGCCUCAUGUUCUGGGACUUAGGGGGGCAGGAGGAGCUGCAGUCUUUGUGGGACAAGUACUACGCGGAGUGCCACGGCGUCAUCUACGUCAUCGACUCCACGGAUGAGGAGCGGCUGUCCGAGUCCAAGCGAGCAUUCGAGAAGAUGGUCACAAGCGAGGCGCUGGACGGUGUCCCCAUCCUGGUGCUGGCCAACAAGCAGGACAUUGAGACUUGCCUCUCCAUCCCCGACAUCAAGACUGUGUUCAGCGACUGCGCCUCCAAGAUCGGCAGGCGCGACUGCCUGACCCAGGCCUGCUCGGCCCUCACGGGUAAGGGGGUGCGCGAGGGCAUCGAGUGGAUGGUGAAGUGCGUCGUGCGGAACGUGCACCGGCCGCCGCGGCAGCGGGACAUCACAUAGGCGCAGCCGGCCCAGGGCGCCCGCCGCUCGUCCUGAAGAGCUCCUGCUGAUUCCGCCGCUGAUCCCCCCGGGGGCUGGGUUGGCUUUGCCUUGUGGUGGUUCUACUUGCUUUGUUUUUCUUCUAAGACAAACUUUUCUCUGUAUCCAGAAAAGCGUAGGCAUCCGGAGGCUUCUUCUGCCGAGGGGAACUGGGGUGGCAGGGACCCCACCAGACCCUCACAUCGGGCCUGGGCCCCGCCCCCAAGGCCCAGUUUUGGGGUCCCGGGGUGAGGCCUUGGCAGGCCACCACUCCCUUUGGAGCUGCUGCUCCAGCAGGCCUGCUGGCCUGGACCCUCGUGGGGCCUUGUGGGGCAGCUGCUUGGAACUGGGUUUUUCCAGAGGUGUGGGGCCUUUCACAGUGCCCAGGGCUACAUCGUGCCCACGGAGGGGGCCGGGGGGCCAUGGCUGUCCUCAGCCUCUGUCCCCUCUGAUCCUGGAGGCGGACUGGGGGGCUGGUGUCAGCUUCAGGAAGACCUGGGCUUGCCUCCGUCCCUGUCCUGAUGCAGCCUCAGGACAGGGCAGGGGAGACCUGCCUGGGAGGCUGUGUGCCCCCUCCACUGGCCCAGCCACCUUGUUUUGAUCCCCAGCAAGGACGGUAAAGCUAGGCGGUUGUGCUGGGAGUGGGCAUCACCCCACCCCCCACCCCCCGCAAGCCUGCCUGCCACCCACCUAGGAUGACCACAGUUACCACCUCUGGGGUGGGCUGGUGGUGUGCUGGGCCUGCGCUUCCAGCUGGCGGUGAAGGGCGGGGUCCCCCUCAGGGCUGGGGUGAGCCAUCUGGAAAGCCCUUUCCAGGCCUGUAUCCAGGAGCAGAGGCCCUCCAGGCAAGACUGGUCCUCAGGACCCUCCCACACGGCCCCUGCAGGAGCUGCCAACCCCCCAUGAGCCUAGCUGUGGGUGAAAUAAAGACAGUUGGAGUGGC